Messenger RNA from Cotesia congregata, 1440 nucleotides. NCBI's taxonomy places the organism in Eukaryota, Metazoa, Arthropoda, Insecta, Hymenoptera, Braconidae. The record is from the annotation of a GenBank genome assembly.
AUGAAUGGGCAAGUCAAGUCGCCUCGAGAAAGGUUAACUGGCUUAGGCACCAGUACGACCAAUUGGUUUGCAAGCUUGAUCCCUCCUGAGCAAAUCGCUGGAAUGCCAGAUAUUCUUCAUGUCACCGAAGAGACUCACCAGCACCAGCUUCACGAGACUGUUUUGGCGACAGAAGUUGAUAACAAGGUCAAGACUAAGCUUCUCACCAUGUGGAAUAAUGUUAAAUACGGAUGGGCAUCAAAAAUAAAAACAAAUUUUUCCAAAGAAUCACCAGUAUGGCUACUAGGCUCCUGUUACUACAAAAAGCCAGAGGAAGCUCUGUCACUGGACAAAGCCUCGGAAGCUGGCUUGGACCCGGACUCGAGUGAGGACGAAUCUUUGGCAGAAGAUGCGACAAUAAUGGACGAGGGAAUGGACGGGUUCAAACGCGACUUUGUGUCACGGUUAUGGCUGACUUACCGGAAAGAAUUUCCUAUUUUAAAUGGCUCUACUUAUACGACUGAUUGCGGGUGGGGCUGUAUGCUGAGGAGUGGACAGAUGAUGCUCGCUCAAGCAUUAGUUUGUCAUUUUCUUGGCAGAGAUUGGAGAUGGAGGCCGGACCAGAAGGAUGAAAUGUGUUUGCAAGAUGAAGCUACUCAUCGUAUGAUUAUUAAGUGGUUUGGAGACCAGCCUACGGAGCAAACUCCGUUGUCUAUUCAUACUUUAGUUAAAUUCGGAGCGUCCGCGGGAAAAAGGGCUGGAGAUUGGUAUGGCCCGGCUUCUGUUGCUCAUUUACUUAGUCAGGCUGUCAAAGAUGCGGCUUUGAGACAUGAACAGUUUGAGAAUUUGGCUAUUUAUGUCGCACAAGAUUGUGCAGUUUAUUUAGAAGAUGUAAGAAAAGCUUGUGAGAAACCUGACGGUAGUUGGAGAUCAUUAGUCCUAUUAGUACCUUUACGACUAGGCGCUGAUAAAUUAAACCCUAAUUACGCGCCAUGUUUAACGGCGCUCUUGCAACUGGACGUUUGCAUUGGAGUAAUUGGGGGUCGUCCUAAGCACUCAUUAUACUUCAUAGGCUACCAGGAGGACAAACUUAUCCACCUAGACCCUCAUUAUUGUCAAGAAGCUGUUGAUGUUUGGAAAGAUAAUUUUCCUCUUGCCAGUUUUCAUUGUUCAUCCCCAAGAAAAAUGUUACUCUCAAAAAUGGACCCUAGUUGCUGCGUGGGAUUUUAUUUUUCAGAUAAACAGGCUUUUGAUAAGUUUGUUUUGACCAUCGAGAGAUCUCUAGUGCCUUCAAAUCAGAAGGUCGACUACCCGAUGUUCUUAUUCUGUGAAGGAAGCGGAGAUGAAAUAAGACGUGGGUAUGAAGUCACCGAAGAUAUGAUGGCUACUGCAAAUGUAAGUCCCGACCAAUUUCCUACCGAUGAAUUGCCCUACGAAUGCGAAGAAUUUGAAGUUCUUUAG